UGACCACUGGCUUGUUCCGCCACUGGCCGCACGUUUGCCCAAGGAUCCAUCUUCUCCUCCGCUAGGCCACAACGACGAAGAACACAGUGUCCUUGUUCCAGCCCACCGCCAGAAACAUCCGCUAGAAACAUCUGCCGAACGAGUUGUCGAAAAGCUCCCUGAGAACAUCCACAAAAAUCCACAAAACCACAAGCCGGGCAAAUGCAGACGGUCCAGAUAUCGAGUGUCCAGUCAGGAUCUUCGCAUGCUGUAGAGACUGAGGGGUCGGACAUACGAAUCGAGGAGGGCAGCAUCAAUGUGGCAGGAACUGAGGAGAGGAGGGUGCCGUGGAGUUCCUCGCGUGAUCAUAGUCCUUCAGUUGAGAGCUGCAUGGCAGAAGGGUCGGGAUGUAUGGAGGCCGGGAACUAUAUGCUGAUAAACGGAGGACGUAUCACUGAUACGCGAUAGUUUGCCGACAUAGGAUCAAUUUCAUGAUGCGCUCCAUGUCAUGAUGCGCCUAUCUGGACGGCUGAAAACGUUAUACUAAUAACCGAUGUCUGAAUCGUGGAUGGCCGCUCGGCAGAUAUUGAUCAGAUGAUUGACGCAAUGAUCAAGACCCCAGGUAGCCGACUAUCGCAAUAUCGCAACAUCGUAAUAUUCGAAAAGCGCAACAUUCGAGAUAGGAUCAGCGGCCGGGUCGCCGGCGCGAGCAGGCUCGUCGCAAGUCCGGACUCCCAGGCGACAUUCCAGGGCAGCGGUUCGUACGUCGUGUUCGACUGGGGAAGGAGCCCGCUCAAGUUGGACGACUCGUGCCAGCCCGCACGGCUGCAGAACUGGGACAGAAUCCAGACGUUCCACGUGCCGCGAGCCACGGGGCUGCUGACGCAGACCGUGGGACAGCAGCGCGGCGGGUUCCGCUUCCUGACGAUUGUGAGUGCGAGCGCGGACCCGCUGACGAUCUCGAACAUCUCGCUGGCGAUCACGUUCAUGCCCCACUGGGAUGAUCUCAGGGCGUACCCGGGCUACUUCUUUGCACCUGACCCCGGGUUCCACGACAUCGACUGCCUCACGAAGAUCUGGCACUAUAGGGUGCAGACCAACACAAUCCCUCCCCACACGGCGCGACAGGAGCCGUGCCCAGCAGGAGGUGGCUGGUCCAACGAUGCCUUGGGAGGAGCUGCCACUGGGCCUAUCCUCGUCGAUGGUGCAAAACGCGACAGGAACAUCUGGCCAGGCGACUGCGGCAUCUCCACACACACGGAGCUCGUCGCGCUGAGCGACAUGGAGCCGACCAAGAACUCGUUGAUGGUGAUGUUCCGCACGCAAAACCUGACGACUGGCGCGCUGCAGUACUCCGGGCCGCCGCUGAACAACCAGGGAAGCGACACGUACAUCUCGUGGUCGCUCAUUGGGACGCACAACUACUUCCUGUACACGGGCGACCUCGAUUUCAUCAAGUCUGUCUGGGCGAACUACACCAAGGCGGUUGGCUUCCUUGAGGGCCAGGUGGACUUGACCGGCCUGAUGAACGUCUCGUCUGCGCUCUCGAACGACUGGGGCAGGGCCAGCGGCGCCGGACACAACUCUGCGGCAAACGCGUUGCUUUAUCGCGUGAGGAUUGAUUUCUGUCUCUCGCAUCAUGUAUCCGCGCUCAUCAAGCUCGUAGACGCUCGUCACCACGGCGGACCUGGCGACGCAUCUCGGCAAUGUCUCCCUCCCCGCCACAUACCUCGCCAACGCGACCAAGAUCAAAACUGCGUUCAACAGCCUGCUGUGGGACGCCGCGGCGGGCCGGUUCCGCAGCAACGACCUGCCGAGGAGCAUCCACCCGCAGGACGGCAACGCGCUCGCGGUCCUGUACAACCUCACGACAUCGGACGCACAGAACAAGGCCGUGAGCGCCGGGCUGAUGAAGUUCUGGACGCCCAUCAGGCCGUGGCUUCGAGGUGCGUGUUGCGCUGGUGGUUUGUGGUUUGCGUGUCACCUGCGCGACAGAUCCAAGCGCAUUUUGUGGCCGGCAAGGGCGAGCGGGCAAUUGAUCUGAUCGAGCGCGAGUGGGGGUACAUGCUGGAAACCAACUUGAGUGUCAAGUCGCCGCUGCUAGAGGGCUUCUCGGCCAACGGAUCGCUCGGGUGCGUGUCGUAUCAAUCAGCUGCGGCAAGCUGUUGGUCCUGA
Molecule: messenger RNA, 2154 nt
Organism: Mycena citricolor
Lineage: Eukaryota; Fungi; Basidiomycota; Agaricomycetes; Agaricales; Mycenaceae
Source: the annotation of a GenBank genome assembly